This is a messenger RNA of Vombatus ursinus (common wombat), 1438 nucleotides long. RefSeq names its product sulfotransferase family cytosolic 2B member 1-like. The record is from RefSeq and is a predicted model, not a curated record. Gene Ontology annotation, biological process: sulfation. The transcript is spliced from 7 exons. Bases 206 to 1078 code for a protein of 290 amino acids. Lineage: Eukaryota; Metazoa; Chordata; Mammalia; Diprotodontia; Vombatidae. Gene Ontology annotation, molecular function: sulfotransferase activity. Gene Ontology annotation, cellular component: cytoplasm.
AACUGAGGGAGGCAGGGAAUUCCUCCAGCAACUUUGUCUCUUAUCUAUUGAAACGUACCUAUUCGGCAGAUCAACCCAAGUCAAGCCUGCUCUCUUCUCCAAGAAGCAACUUUGGAUUUCUUGAAUUAAGACACGGAGUUCGGACAGGAACUGCUGAAAGUGGAGGAAAGUCCUUUCUGUCUGCUUGGCCAAAGGAGCUACUCUCAUGGCUAAGUUUAAGGUGACUGAAGUCUUUGAGGGCAUCUCCAUGCCAGGAUAUCUGCACACCCAGGAGAGUCUGCGCGCUGCCACCAACUUCCAGUUUCAAGACACAGACGUCCUCUUGGUCACCUUCCCAAAGUCAGGUACAACCUGGAUGCAGCAAAUCCUGAGUCUCAUCUUCAACAAAGAGGACUUCCAGAACAUCCAGAGCAUACCUACCUGGGCUCGGGUCCCCUGGAUUGAGCAGAUAUAUUUAUCGAACUAUUUGCCCCAGAUGGAGGCAUCCAAACCACGCCUCUUCACCACUCACUUAACUGCCAACUUACUGAUCAAUAAUCUAAAGACCUCCAAGACUCGAGUGGUGUACGUGGCACGGAACCCAAAGGAUGUCCUGGUCUCCUACUAUCAUUUCCACAAGUUGGCAAAGUUUCUGCCAGAAAUCGGCUCCUUUGAUGACUUCUUUGACCAGUUCCUGGAGGGCAAAGUGAAUUUUGGUUCCUGGUUUAACCACAUAAAGGACUGGCUAGGUGUCCAGCAAGAUCUGAAUUUCUUUCUGAUCACUUACGAAGACCUCUCCCAGGACCCUCGUGGGGCUAUCCAGAGACUAUCCAACUUCCUGGGCCAGCAGCUAGAAUCCAAAGAACUUGAGAACAUCCUACAUUACUGCAGUUUUUCCUUCAUGAGUCAAAAUGAGCAGCUCAACUAUUCCCUUGUCCCUCCAGAGGCAUUUGACCACAGCGUGGAAAAGUUUAUGAGGAAAGGUGUAACAGGAAACUGGAAGGAACACUUCUCACCUGAGCAGAAUGCCAGAUUCAAUAAUGUCUACCAGGCAGAGAUGGGAGAUCUUGCUGUUAAACUGCCCUGGUCCCUGGACUGACCAGGAAAACAAAAACCAGCCCCUUUCAUUGGCAGGCUGAUUACUACAGUGAUGCUUCACCUCUACUUGGCCCCACACCCUCACACCCCUACAUUGAUAAGCUAUGGGCUGUCCAGAAGGGGGCAAAAGUCUGGCUGAGGAUAGACCACUGGUAGUUCAGGACUCAUAUUGGAACAAAAUAAGACACUCAUAGGUUAUUGAAUAGUUAACAGAAGGAAGGUUACUUAUCCAUAGAAGGCAAUUCACUUCCUUCUGAGAAGAGUAGGUUUACUUCUGCAUAGAGUGGCUGGACCUGGAGUCAGAAAGACCUGAGUUCAGAUCCAGCCUCAGACACCUCCUAGCUAUGUGACCCUGGACAAG